AUGGCGUUUCUUUCCUUCCCGAUCAUUUCUCGUGGCUCACAAAUUUUUGCAGUUGCUUCCUCGAUAUUUAUGGACAUAGCACUUGCAAAUCCUGCUGUGGCAAUAAGUCCACUGAAUAUUGAUAUUGCUGAUUUUAUGGAAGAAGAUAAGAUUAAGCUGGGGGAUCUUGCCUGUGCACUGUCUAGGCUGCAGGUACAGGUAGAACCCAAUGGCAGUAAUGCAGAACUUCAUGUAGGAGAGUUUACUGUGCUUCUUGAAAUUCAUGCUGAAGUGCAAUUGAAGAAUUAUGGAAAAUUUCUUGAGGAAUAUGCGUCUCAGCUGAAGAGAAUUGAAGAUGCUUUGGAUGACUCUGUUGGAGAUGUUUGGGACUUCAGUCUUGAUCCCAUUGCAUUAAAGCUUUUGCCAUAUGAACAGUCCUCUCUACUGGAGCUCAUAAAGACAGAAAACAAGGUUCUAAACAAAGUAAUAACUGUAUAUGCUGCCCUUUGCUGUGAAAUCAAGAAGUUAAAAUAUGAGGCAGAAACUAAAUUUUAUAAUGGCCUCUUGUUUUAUGGAGAAGGAGCCACAGAUUCCAGCAUGGUGGAGGGAGAUUGCCAAAUACAGAUGGGAAGAUUUGUUUCUUUCUUGCAG
Molecule: messenger RNA, 630 nt
Organism: Fulmarus glacialis (Northern fulmar)
Lineage: Eukaryota; Metazoa; Chordata; Aves; Procellariiformes; Procellariidae
Product: WASH complex subunit 7-like
Exons: 8
Biological process (GO): endosomal transport; endosome organization
Cellular component (GO): endosome; WASH complex
Source: RefSeq, a predicted model, not a curated record